AUUUCCUCUUCUCUUUCCCCGCAAGGGUUUAAGCUUCCUGACCUCCUCCUGCUGAUUUCUUGUUCAUCCAUGGCGGAGGGUUUAUGACUUUGUUUAUUAUAACUUACCAAAAAAUGGCGCAAUCUCCGUUCACUCUCAUUCUCCUAAAACGCCUAUCCCUCUCUUAUAAAUCCCGUCUAAAGCCUCAUCAUUUAUCUUCUCCUCCAGGUUUUACCACCGUUUUUGUAAGGCCCUUCUCUUCUACUUCUCCACAGCCGGCGGGUGCCGCCACUGAAGAUCCGCCGAAACGGAAUUCUCUCUCGGCUCGUAUGAGCUUUGUUUUUGAACAAAUUGAUAAAAUAGAAAAACAGAAGCAACAACAGUCGCUCGAAAACGACGACACCCUGCAGCGUAUAAGAGCUUGGCGUCAAUCCAAGAAGGAAUCUCAAGCAACCCAGAAGCGAUUUCAAUCCAAAGAACAAAACCCAGAUUCUUAUUCUGGUAGUGCCAAAAACGAUGCCGCUUUGUCUGAUUCACCCGAGUUAACUGACUUACCCAACGGAGGUGCUUUCCAGAGGAUUCAUGCUUGGAGGGAACUCAAGUAUGGGGAGAAUAACGAAAGUGCUGAGGAUGCUAAAAGUGAGGCUGAAGUUGGUGUUUUGAGUACUGAUUCAGUGACCAAGUUGGGCGAGUCAGAAACGCAGAAGAAGGGGAAGAAGGUGGAGGUGGAGGUGGUGCACCCAUGGCCUGAGUGGAUAGAAUUGAUGGAGAGAUUAGUGCAGCAAAAUUACUUUGAUCAUAAAAGAAGAGAUGAUGAGAAGAUGGUGGAAAACUUGGGAUUUGAUAUGACUAAUGUUGUUGAGGAAGUCAAGGAUGAUGCUGGAAUUGAUUUUAAGGACUACAAGACUGUGCAAACUGCUUGUAUCAAUUUUGGAAAGGACCGAUUUGAUAUAUUGAGGUCAUUAUCGAGACAGGAUAUUCAAAUUUUGGUCGGUUUUGGAUGCCCGAAUGCCGACAAGAAGCUGGUUUUCUCUGCAAAACUCUUGAGGAAACGUGUCCACCUUGAUGAAGGAGAUGUUUGUAGUUCCUGCAGUUUGAGGAAUUCUUGCGAGAGAGCAUACCUUCUGACGAACAAAGAGGAUGAGGCGCGAACUAUUGAUGUUAUGCGUGUCCUAUUGGCCUAUGGUUUUGAUUACGUGAAUGGUUCAGUGGUAAAUGAAUCCGUUCUGAAAAAAAAGUCUGUAAAAACUGUCGCCCGUAAGUUGCUUUAUGAGGUUGUAAAGUUGAGUGCUAUUCCUAUAGAUCCGAAUCUUCCCCCACCUGUGAUAAAGAAGCCACCACCAAAAGUGAAACAACCUCCUCCUCCAAAGAAGCGAGUUGGGCGUGAUGACAUUGAGAUGAAAAAGGGCGAUUGGCUUUGUCCCAAGUGUGAUUUCAUGAAUUUCGCAAAGAAUACCAUCUGUCUACAGUGUGACGCUAAGCGACCUAAGCGACAACUGCUUCCUGGGGAAUGGGAAUGCCCUGAGUGCAAUUUCUUAAAUUAUAGAAGAAACAUGGCAUGUUUUCAUUGUGAUUGCAAGCGUCCACCUGAUGCAUUUAUGGGGAGUAAAAUACAAGAAAUGCAACCUGGUCCGAGAACAAGGUUGGAGAAAGUUGCCAAUCGACCAGAGGUCUCCAAUGCCUGGAAUUUUGACUUUGAUGAUGAUGAAUCAGAUGGGGCAGAUGUUGCGGCCUUUGAGUAUGCAGACACUUCAGUAAAGAGUGGAGGGGACUUUAGGGAGCUUGAAGAUGAAUCUGAUAUGGUUGGCCGAGCAUCGAGGGUCCAGGAAAGAAUGUAUUCAGAUUUUAAUAGUAGCAAGCAUGGACUAGGGUUUGAUGACUUUGAUGAUGAAGAUGAUAUCAAUAGUUACGAGGUAGACUCUCAGCAAAAUAAUCCAAGGCAGAAAGCUUCCUCGAAUGUUUAUGUUGACAAGGAGGUGUUUCCUGAACCAGAGAGAAGUCGGGGCUCUAAGUUCGUGCGUAAAAAUAUAGCUUUAUCCGGCUCUGAGGAUGACUUAGAUUUUGAUUCAGAUGAAGAACUUUCAGCUCAUCCUAACUGGAAAUCGAGUCAUGUGGCUGAUUCGAAGCAUAAAGGUAGAAUUGCGUCGAAGGACUUGAGUUUUGACUCAGAAGACCUUGAUUUGAAUUCCGAUGGCGAUGAUGGUUUUGACAAUUUCGGGUCUAAACGGUGGAAAGAGGACAAAGGGAGUUAUGGUAGAGGCAAAUCUCAGAACAGAGAAAGUUCUAGUUUUAAAGGUGGUUCCUUCUCCGGUUCGGACUAUGAAAACAAUGGUCCUCAUUCCAGGAGAAUUGUGUCUAGAGGGAGUAAAACAGGAUCAGGCAGCCGAGGAAACAGUGUUCGUGGCUCUGGCAGCAAUGAUUACAAAUUCAGAAAAAAUUCACAUUCUAGAUCGAAUGCCAAGACAGAUGGCAGAAGAAACAAUUCGAACAACAACUUUAACAGAUCACAUCGAGGGUCCAGGGGUGAUAGUAGGGGGGUCGGAGAAGAUGACUAUGGUAGGCAGAAGGGAGGUGGUAGGAAUCCUGGAGGAUUUGGAAACAGGCCCUGGGGAAAGUCUCGUGAAUAUGGUAAGGAGGUGGAUCAUGAUCCUUCUGAAUUUAGAAAUAGUAGGCGUGUUAUUCAAAGAUAAAUUACUUGAAUUGUUAACACCAUUUUUGAUAUUUUUCCCUUUACUUCUUCAAUGGCAUAUUUAAUUUAAUUCUUUUCC
Molecule: messenger RNA, 2747 nt
Organism: Gossypium raimondii (Peruvian cotton)
Lineage: Eukaryota; Viridiplantae; Streptophyta; Magnoliopsida; Malvales; Malvaceae
Exons: 5
Coding region: 84-2669 (861 amino acids)
Cellular component (GO): cytoplasm
Molecular function (GO): mRNA binding
Source: RefSeq, a predicted model, not a curated record